Nezara viridula (southern green stink bug) is the source of this 2332-nucleotide messenger RNA. The record is from the annotation of a GenBank genome assembly. Lineage: Eukaryota; Metazoa; Arthropoda; Insecta; Hemiptera; Pentatomidae.
GGUUCUAAUGUGGUUACGGAAGUCGGUUUUGUACUAUUACAAACACCGGACCAUGUGUUCAAAAUUUUUCGAUGUAGAUUCACAAAAAAAAAAAAAAAUGGUUGAAAUCCGUGAUUCACUAACUGUAGUCUCCUCUUGUAAGAUGUGAAAGCCUGAUUUUCGCAUGAUUUUGUUUUUCGAGUUGAAACAUCGUUAGAACAGAACCCGAAGGACCAGAAACAUUACUAAACUCUAUGAAAAUAGCAGUGUGAGUUGGUGCACUGUUCAACUAUAGUUUGACGAAAACCUUCUCCUGUUGAUAACGAUGCUAUGCGAUCUUUCGUUGAACCGGAUCCCAGAACACCUAUUCGAGAACUUGUCGAGAAACUUUCAGUUAGGAAAUCGACUUUCGCUGGCCACAUCGCCGCAAUUGAAAAUAUGACAAAUUUGGGUUCCUCAAGCAUUUAAUAACAGCCACAAAAUCUUUAGUAUAAAGAUUGUGAAGCACUUCUUUUUCAGCCAGGAUUCUUAAACUAAUGCUUUGAAAGAUAUAAAUUUAAAAGUUGAAAGUUUUAUUGAAAAAAAUUUGUUGGAAAAUGCCUUUUCUGGAUUCAACAUUCUAUUAUGAGGGAAUAAAAAAGUUACCAAUACGUUGGCCGAAAUGUAUUGAGAGUAAUGGUCUACAAUAAUUAUGGAAACUCUUUUCACUGAUUGUACAACAUAUGGUAUAAAAAAAGUACUUAAAAAUAUUAAAACACUUUAGGUUAUUACUACGAAAGAGAAACAAACCAUUCGAGCACUUCAUAGGCCUUCGUACAGAAGGGAUUUGCUUUUAGAAUGGCUGCUCCUACUACAGAUGAAGAUUACGACCCUUUUGCCCACAGAGAAGUCGCCAAGGCACUGUCAAAUUUCCAAUUCUUCGUCCAUUUGAUGAAAGGAGCUGUUGGUACUGGAGUUUUAGCUAUGCCCGAAUGUUUCAAAGAUACUGGAUUGUUUGCAGGAACUUUCAUCUUAUCUUUUGCUGGGUUGAUAAUUAUUCACUGUAUGCUUCUAAUUGUACAAAUCCAAAAUGACAGAGCCAGGAUGUUGAAAGUUCCAUUAGUUACGUACGGUCAAGCUAUGAAGUUUGCCCUCGAAGACGGUCCUGGAUUUCUUCGGCCGUUGGCACCGGUUUCCUUAUUCAUCAUUGAUGUUUACCUGAGUGCAUACCAUCUUGGAACUUGUAUUGUUUACGCUGUUUUUGUAGCAAAAAACGUAAAACAAAUUUUUGACGAAUACGUGAUACACCUCGAUGAGAGAAUCUGGAUGUUAAUAAUUAUGCCGUUUGAGAUGCUACUUAACUGCAUACGAGAUCUGAAAAUACUUGCGCCAGUUUCAACACUCGCUAAUAUAAUUAUGUUCACUGGAAUAGGCAUCAUCAUGUACUACGUCUUCUUAGAUCUCCCUGGACUAGAUGAUCGAAAGCUAAUGACUUCACCCUUAAAUUGGCCAAAAUUAUUCGGUACAGCAACGUUUUCCUUGAGUCCAGUCGCACUGGCGUUGACGUUGGAAAGUCAAAUGAAACACCCAAAAAAUUAUGGUGGAUGGUGUGGAGUAUUAAAUCUAUCAAUGAUUGCUGUUACCCUACUCAAUAUAUUUGUUGCUUUUUUUGGCUAUUUAAAAUAUGGAGAGGAAACUUUAGCGAGUUUGUCCCUCAAUAUUCCUCAAGACAGUAUCGUUGCACACAUUGUAAGAGGUCUCUAUUCUGCAGUAAUUUUCAUGACCUACGCUGUGCAAUUUUAUGUACCAUACGACAUCAUAUGGCACAGGUAUAGUGAACCGAAAGUAACCAGGUGUACACUGCUAAUAGAUUACAUCGUCAAAAUGAGUAUGGUGGUUGUAACAUUUGCCUUGGCCAUAGGAAUCCCACUGUUGGGCCUGUUCUUGUCAUUGGUGGGAGCACUUCGAGGCCUCAUGUCUAUAGUUUUUCCCGCAAUCAUGUCUAUCUGCCAUUACUACCCUGACCGAUACGGGCCUAUGAAGAUAUACCUCUGGAAAGAUAUCGCCGUCUUAAUAAUUGGACUUGUCUUUCUGAUAUGUGGAACUGUGUCCUGUAUAGUAAAUAUUUACUUUGGAUUGCAAAAAUAUCAUGCAGAUAAAGCGGCUGGUAAACUAGAUUGAAUUUUGACUAAACUAAUUUAGAAUGAAAUUAAUUUCUCAAACUAUUACUAAUUAAAUUUUCAUAUUCACACUUGUAUCUAAAUAAAGAGCACAUAUUUUUUUUCUAUCUUUCAUUUAUUUUAUAUUAAAUUAACUAUUAUUACUAUAUAUACUAUAUUGAGUUUUCUUUAAAAUACUCAUUAUUCAUUUUUAU